AGGUCCUACACUUCCUGAAACUUGCAAAUACUGAGCAGGUCCUGAUCGGGCAUUUGGUACUAAGGAGAUUACAUGAGGAGGAGCUGAUCCAGUUGUCUCCUCUUCUCCUGAAUAAUCCCCCAAGGAUGGAGAAGGACAGUAAUGAGAUGACUAAGAGAAUAUUACACUUCACCUUGGAGAUCAUCCACCUGCUGACCGGAGAGGAUUACACCAUAGUGAAGAAGACAUGGGGGGAGUGUGUGGCCCCCAGUAGCCAUCUCCAAGAGUCAGGAGGACGGAGCAGGGCCCGGGGCCCCAUCAUGGAGCCUCCACCUCACUCACCGAUACAUGAGGAGAAGAUCCUAGAGCUCACCCACAGGAUCACUGAGCUGCUGACUGGAGAGGUUCCUAUAAGGUGUCAGGAUGUGGCGGUCUAUUUCUCCAUGGAGGAGUGGGAGUAUGUAGAAGGACACAAGGAUCUGUACCAGGACAUGAUGGAGGAUCACCGGCCCCUCACAUCACAAGAUGGAGUCAUUGAUAGAAAUCCACCCGAGAGGUGUCCCCGCCCUCUGUAUUCCCAGGACUGUCCAGAGGGAAAUGUCCCAGAGAAGCAUCAGGAUGAUUACCUGACUAUUAUUAAAGUGGAGGAUGAAGAAGAGAGGAUGAGGAGCAAUCACCUGUGUAUGAGGGAAGUGAAGGAGGAAAUUCCAGGAGGUGUUACCCCAGGGAAUCCCAGUAAGAAUUCUGAGGGGAACGUCAUGUUAUCCCUGAAUGAUAAAGGAGAAGAUGGAGAGAUCAUGGAGCGCUCUUCACGAGAAGAUGGAGAGAUCAUGGAGCGCCCCUCAGGAGAAGAUGGAGAGAUCAUGGAGCGCUCCUCAGGAGAAGAUGGAGAGAUCAUGGAGCGCUCCUCAGGAGAAGAUGGAGAGAACAUGGAGCGCUCCUCAGGACAAGAUGGAGAGAUCAUGGAGCGCUCCUCAGGAGAAGAUGGAGAGAUCAUGGAGCGCCCCUCAGGAGAAGACCUCCUUACCCCUAAUCUCCAUCAAGAUCUAUUGCAUAAUAAUCCCCCUGAUCAUGAGGAACCUUCUCCUGACCAACCACACAUUGUUACCACAAGUAGAGAUCAGAAAGGGGUGAAAAAGUUUGAAUGUGAUGAAUGUGGAAAAAAGUUUGCAAAAAAAUAUCUUCUUAAACACAGGAGAAUUCACACAGGAGAGAAGCUGUAUUCAUGUUCAGAAUGUGGGAAAUGUUUAACAACUAAACAAGCUCUAGUUUUACAUGAGAGGACUCACACAGGAGAGAAGCCGUAUUCAUGUUCAGAAUGUGGGAAAUGUUUUACAUCUAAACAAAGUCUAAUUAUACAUGAGAAAAUUCACACAGGAGAGAAGCCAUAUUCAUGUUCAGAAUGUGGGAAAUGUUUUAUAGAUAAAUCACAUCUUGCUAGACAUGAGAAAAGUCAUACAGGAGAGAAGCUGUAUUCAUGUUCAGAAUGUGGGAAAUGUUUUAGAGAUAAAUCACAUCUUGUUACACAUGAGAGAAGUCAUACAGGAGAGAAGCCAUAUCCAUGUUCAGAAUGUGGGAAAUGUUUUUCACGUAAAUCACAUCUUGUUGUACAUGAGAAAAGUCAUACAGGAGAGAAGCCAUAUCCAUGUUCAGAAUGUGGGAAAUGUUUUAGAGACAAAUCAUAUCUUGUUGAACAUGAGAGAAGUCACACAGGAGAAAAGGCAUAUACGUGUUCAGAAUGUGGCAAAUCUUUUCCACGUAAAUCAAAACUUGUUUUACAUGAGAGAAUUCACACAGGAGAGAAGCCAUAUUUAUGUUCAGAAUGUGGCAAAUCUUUUUCACGUAAAUCAUAUCUUGUUUUACAUGAGAGAAUUCACACAGAAGCAAAAGCAUAUACGUGUUCAGAAUGUGGGAAAUGUUUUACAUAUAAAUCAAAUCUUACUACACAUGAGAGAAUUCACACCGGAGUGAAGCCAUAUUCCUGUUUAGAAUGUGGGAAAUGUUUCACGAGUAAAUCAGAUCAUAUUAGACAUGAAAAAUGGCACACAGGAGAGUAUUCCUGUUCAGAAUGUGGGAAAUGUUUUUCAAGAAAAUUAGAUCUGGUUUCACAUGAGAGGAUUCACACAGGAGAGAAGCCGUAUUCAUGUUCAGAAUGUGGAAAAUGCUUUUCAAGUAAACCAAGUCUUCUUAUACACGAGAGAGUUCACACAGGAGAGAAGCCAUAUGCAUGUGCAGAAUGUGGGAAAUGUUUUGCUGAUAAAUAUACUUGUGUUAGACAUGAGAGAAAUCAUACAAGGUAGCUGCCAUUUUGAUGGAGUAUAUGGAAAAUGUUUCAUAAGGAAAACACAUUUUAAAGUCAUCAGGCUAUGUGAACAAGCUGUAUUUCAGGCUGUUUAUUUAGACAUAAAACAUCUAAAAACGUCUAACUUUCACAAGAUCCAGAAAUUUACUUUUUUUGGGGGGGAAUUGGAUUGAAAUCGAUAAAACGUCCGUCUGGUCUCAUUCAUUAUAAUUUUAAGUCCACAAUUAUAACAGACAGAAUAUUUAGUGGCAGGGCUAAAAUCUGAAUUUUGGGGCUGCUGAAAGUCUGAGCCCCUACCCAUCCCCGAGUUCCCCGCUAUCUUCCCCAUUGUUUAUGUAGUUACAUCUACGGACUCACAGGAAGCGUCUUUUUGGAGUCGUUCUCUUUUCUUCUCUGUCUGGCCCAGACCGUCAUGAAGUCUUCUUCUGAACAUAACUCGUCUCCAUAGAAUGUGCCAGAAAGCAUACAAGCUCCACACUUUUUUGGCACCUUUUCCCUACCUGUCCCCUACCUUCAGUGCCCCAAAUAAUGCCCCCAUUGGUGCCCUGCAUAGUAUGAGGGAGUAAUUGUUUUGGGGGGGGAAGGAUAUGGGGAUUGGGUGGUGGUAGGUAAGUAAUUUCCCCUCCUCUAUUAUGUAAUGCCUCUAGUAGGUAGGUAGAGAAGCCCCCAGUGGGUGGUCAGGUAAUGCUCUCAGGUAUAUAAUGCCCUAGUAGGUAGGUAGUAGAUGAUCCCUCUCAGUAGGUUGUAGGUAAUGCCCCAAGUAGGUAGGUAGUGCCACCCAGGUAGGUAGUGGAAUGAUAAAAGUGGGCUCCUCUGGAUAAGGCGCUGGUCCCCAGGUAUUAAAAUAAAGUAUUUAUUUGCAACGAGUUUCGUUCCCGGACAGGGAUCUUCAUCAGGCAUACAGUUUACAGGAAAAAGCUAUUCAUUUAUAUGGAUAGUUCUGAUGACCACUUCCAGAAAAUGGCCGUGUGCAAAGUUGCAGGUAAAACCUUAAAAAUGUACUGUGCAUAAAUCUAGAAAUAUAUAAAAUCAGAAUAAAAAAUACUCAGAAACAGAAUAAAGAUAUAUACGAUGUUCUUGGUAUAAAAAUACAAUCAUACAAAACUCAUUCAUUUCGGCAGGAAUAUCUGAGUUGCACAGUCAGUACCGUAAAAGCACCAGUAGAUGGCGAUCUUUUAUUGCAGUAAAUGCCAACUGCAGGAUAUUAACAUCUGAAUGACCAGUAGCUAGAUGGCGCGCAGAAGAAGCAGCAUCACAAUAGGAUCGUCAGAUAGUGUCCGGUCCUGCGCAUACACCCUCCGAGGGAU
Messenger RNA from Hyla sarda, 3588 nucleotides. RefSeq names its product zinc finger protein 260-like. The record is from RefSeq and is a predicted model, not a curated record. The coding region runs from base 126 to 2279 and encodes 717 amino acids. Gene Ontology annotation, molecular function: DNA-binding transcription repressor activity, RNA polymerase II-specific. Gene Ontology annotation, biological process: negative regulation of transcription by RNA polymerase II. The transcript has 7 exons. NCBI's taxonomy places the organism in Eukaryota, Metazoa, Chordata, Amphibia, Anura, Hylidae.